This is a messenger RNA of Pleuronectes platessa (European plaice), 1140 nucleotides long. It is a transcript of the gene rpsa, whose product is annotated as ribosomal protein SA. Gene Ontology annotation, molecular function: laminin receptor activity; structural constituent of ribosome. NCBI's taxonomy places the organism in Eukaryota, Metazoa, Chordata, Actinopteri, Pleuronectiformes, Pleuronectidae. The record is from RefSeq and is a predicted model, not a curated record. The transcript has 8 exons. Gene Ontology annotation, biological process: ribosomal small subunit assembly; cytoplasmic translation. The coding region runs from base 159 to 1097 and encodes 312 amino acids. Gene Ontology annotation, cellular component: ribosome; 90S preribosome; cytosolic small ribosomal subunit.
CUCCGCUUCCGGAUAACCAACCAAUCACGCGCCUGUAAAUGUACAAUAAAUAGGACGUAAUUUCCUCCCUGCGCUCUCUUUUCGCCGUGCGGUCAGAUCUCCAUACGGCGUUGUCUCCUGCUUCCCAAUAAACUCGUAACUCAGGGAAAGUGGUCACGAUGUCCGGAGGUCUAGAUGUCCUUCAAAUGAAGGAGGAGGAUGUGCUGAAGUUCCUGGCGGCAGGAACCCACCUGGGAGGAACCAACUUGGACUUCCAGAUGGACCAGUACGUCUAUAAGAGAAAAAGCGACGGUGUGUACAUCAUCAACCUAAAGAAGACCUGGGAAAAGCUUCUGCUGGCAGCCAGGGCCAUUGUUGCCAUUGAGAACCCAGCUGAUGUGUGCGUGAUCUCCUCCAGGAACACCGGACAGAGAGCUGUGCUGAAGUUCGCCUCUGCCACCGGUGCCACCACCUUCCACGGUCGUUUCACCCCCGGUACCUUCACCAAUCAGAUCCAGGCAGCUUUCAGAGAGCCCCGUCUCCUGCUUGUGACCGACCCCCGUGCUGACCAUCAGCCCCUGACUGAGGCGUCCUACGUCAACAUUCCCACCAUCGCCCUGUGCAACACCGACUCCCCACUGAGAUACGUGGAUAUCUCCAUCCCCUGUAACAACAAGGGUCACCACUCUGUGGGUCUGAUGUGGUGGAUGUUGUCCAGAGAGGUUCUCAGGAUGAGGGGAACCAUCUCCAGGGAGCACCCAUGGGAGGUCAUGCCUGAUCUGUACUUCUACAGAGACCCUGAAGAGAUCGAGAAGGAGGAGCAGGCUGCGGCUGAGAAGGCUGUUGGAAAGGAGGAGUUCCAGGGAGAAUGGAGCGCCCCUGCUGCUGAGUUCACUCAGCCGGAGGUCGCUGACUGGUCCGAGGGAGUUGCCGUGCCAUCUGUGCCCAUCCAGCAGUUCCCUGCCCCUGCAGCUGCUGCAGCAGCCGCACCGGUCAAGCCCGCUGAGCCUUUCCCAGCUGAGCAGGACUGGAGUAACCAGCCUGCCACUGAGGACUGGUCCACGGCUCCCACUGCCCAGGCUUCUGACUGGGGUGGUGCCCCCGCUGACUGGUCUUAGAGCAGUGACUCUGGCAACAAUAAAACUAUUGUUAACUCUCUGA